Acanthamoeba castellanii str. Neff is the source of this 2091-nucleotide messenger RNA. Its product is annotated as Nucleotide excision repair protein, putative. The coding region runs from base 1 to 2091 and encodes 696 amino acids. The transcript has 16 exons. Lineage: Eukaryota; Discosea; Longamoebia; Acanthamoebidae. The record is from RefSeq and is a predicted model, not a curated record. Gene Ontology annotation, biological process: transcription by RNA polymerase II; positive regulation of mitotic recombination; nucleotide-excision repair. Gene Ontology annotation, cellular component: nucleus. Gene Ontology annotation, molecular function: hydrolase activity, acting on acid anhydrides, in phosphorus-containing anhydrides; damaged DNA binding; ATP binding.
AUGCCGUCCGGCACGGGCAAGACUGUGUCGCUGCUGUCGCUCAUCACGUCCUACCAGCUCGCCCACCCCGAGGUCGGCAAGCUCGUCUACUGCUCGCGCACCGUGCCCGAGAUCGAAAAGGCGGUUGAGGAACUGCGACGAGUGGUCGCCUAUCGCGAUCAGGAGCUGGGGGACGAUGCGCCCAAGUUCUUGGGACUCGCCCUCAGCGCCCGGCGCAACCUGUGCAUUCACCCGCAGGUGAGCCAGCACACGCAAGGCGUCGUCGUCGAUUCCAAAUGUCGCGGCCUCACUUCGUCAUGGGUCAGAGCAGAGGCGGACAAGUACAGAGGGCUGCACGAAGAGACGACCGACGGCCAAGGCCGGCGCAGCGUCGGUCCCGUGGAGCUGUGCGACUUCUUCGAAGAAUACGAGAAGAACGGACGGGACGUGCUCUUGAACGGCGUGUACUCGCUGGGCGACCUGAAGCAGAUCGGGAGGGAGCGCGGGUGGUGUCCCUACUUCCUCGCACGGCACCUCAUCAACUUUUCGCACGUCGUCAUCUACAGCUACCAGUACAUCAUCGACCCCAAGAUCUCGGACCUGGUCUCGAAAGAGUUCAAGAAGAACUCCAUCGUCGUGUUCGACGAGGCGCACAACAUCGACAAUGUGUGCAUCGAUGCGCUUAGCGUCAACAUUGACAAGCGAAUCCUCGGCGCAUCGGCCAGAAGCGUGAAGAACCUUUCCACGAACAUCACCAGAAUCAAAGCCACGGACGCGGACAAGCUCAAGAAGGAGUACAACCGGUUGGUGGAGGGCCUGUCCGGAAUCGCGCGCAUCGCAGACGAAGCCAAGGCCGAUCCAGUGUUGCCUGACGAUGUCAUCCAGGAGGUGAUUCCGGCCAACAUCCGCAAGGCGGAGGACUUCAUCGACCUGCUCAAGCGGUUCCUUCAGUACCUCCAGGCGCGGCUCAACACCAAGCAGGUGAUCAGCGAACCGCCGCUCGCCUUUCUACAGAGCUGCCAGGAGGCCACCAAGAUCGUACCCAAAACACUGCGAUUCUGCGCUGGUAGGCUCUCGUCGCUGCUUAGGGCGCUGGAGAUAUCGGACACAGCGGAGUACCAGCCCCUCGGCGUGGUGUGCGACUUUGCCACUCUCCUCGGGACCUACCAGAAGGGCUUCUCCCUCAUCAUCGAACCUCGAAGUGACGAAGAGGUGGAGAACAACACAAUCCUGCAGUACACGUGCCUCGACGCAUCGAUCGCCAUGCAGCCCAUCAUCCGCCGCUUCCGGUCGGUGGUGAUCACCUCGGGGACCCUGUCUCCGCUGGACAUGUACCCACGCAUGCUCAACUUUAUGCCGGUCGUCACCGAGCGGCUCGGAAUGAGUUUGAACCGCGAUCAGGAGGUGAUCAGCACCAAAUUCGAAGGCCGCAGGGAUCCCUCCGUGCUGCGCAACUACGGCGCGCUCCUGCUCCAGUUCACCACCGUCGAGACGGUGUCGGUCUGGGACGAGAUCGGCAUCCUGCGGCAGGUGGUGCAGCACAAGCUCCUCUUCGUGGAGACGCCCGACUCGGUGGAGUCCUCCCUCGCGCUCUCCAACUAUCGGUGUGUGAUCCUGUUUGGCAUUCCCUACAUGAACACGCAGAGCAGGAUACUGCGGGCUCGCUUGGAGUUCCUGCGCGACAACUACCAGAUCCAGGAGGCCGAGUUCCUCACCUUUGACGCCAUGCGCACUGCCGCGCAGUGCGUGGGUCGAGUCAUCCGCGGCAAAAAGGACUACGGCAUCAUGGUGUGGGCCGACAAGCGGUACAAUCGACUGGACAAGCGGUCGAAGAUGCCCCAGUGGGUGUCCGACAACCUGCAGCAUUCGCACCUCAACCUCUCCACGGAGAUGGCGGUGAGCUUGGCGCGCACUUUCCUGAAGGAGAUGGCGCAGCCAUUCUCGCUCACGGCGCAGUUGGGCAAGGCGCUGUGGACGCUGGAAAUGGUGGAAAAGCAACCCACCAGCAAGAAGCCCACCCACAUCGCACUCACAACCGCUGCCACCUCUCCUUCCUACGAGGGCGACGACCAGCAGCAUCCGCCUUCCUCUUCCUCAUCCUCAUCCACAUGA